GAAGAAGAUGAGGACGUCACGUGCCCGGAAAUACGACUCGCGCUGGCUUUCAAUCAAAAUACAAAGACUCACUCCCCUCCCGAUAUUCUAAUGUAUUACAAUAAUAUUCCGUAUUUCUAUUAAUUUUCUGGGCACGGGUGGCAAUAUGCGACGUCUUGGCUCAGUCCAGCAGAAAGUAUCUUGUGUUUUUAUGACGGAAGUCAAAGAUGAACCGUCCAGAAAACGUGACUGCCAGCCAUUCAACAUGGUCGCCACUACUAUGUUAAACCCCGCUGUAGUGGAAGCAGACAUAAACAGCGCACUGGCCACAGAGAAACUGGACGGCACCUGUUGCUAUGUUACACACUACAAAGGGAAACUGCACCUCUGGGCUCGACUGGACAGGAAAGCCAAUAAACAGGCGGAGAAGAGAUUCAAGAAAUACCAAUACUCUCACAGGAGCACCAAAGGUUUUACGUGGAAUGUAGAAGAGGACUUUAAAACGGUGCCGGACACGUGGAUCCCGGCUCACCGGGUCAAACAUCACAACGGUCAGCCUGUCCCCGAUGAACAUGGACACAUUCCAGGUUGGGUUCCGGUAGAAGAUGGCAUCAAGCAGUACUGUUGGCACUCGUCUGCGGUGGAUUAUGGCGUGGGGACUGUGCUGCUGCUCCGUCCUGUUGCCACCAACGACUACGACACAUUGGAAGUAGCCGCUGUGCCGCUAACAGACCUCCAAGAACAAACUCUGGAGCUUAUCGGGACCAACAUCAAUGGAAACCCUUAUGGCCUGGGAAGCAAGAAGCAACCCAUCCACUUGCUGGUACCCCACGGGAGCGUCCGCGUCCAAAACCCGCCACCGGUGGACUUCCAGCAGCUCUACUCGUGGUUCCGCAGCAGCGACGAGGGCCUCGUGGAGGGUAUUGUGUGGCAUUGCGGCGACGGCUCGCUCUUUAAGGUUCACCGCCACCACCUGGGCCUGGAGUGGCCAGCGGAGGACACUUACUUGGGCAACAAGCCGGUGGUGGUCCACGUAGGCGGGACGACGGUCGCAGCCGGCGACGGUAGCAAGAGUCUGUUCGUGUCAAUGUCCCACCUCAAUGGACGCUGUUUCAGCCGCCUACGUGACAUCCAAUUUGACUUGUGAAUCCAAAGUCCACAACAUAUUCAAACGCAGACGAGCGUUCACGCUCUUCAUUUAGCUUUCAACAAGCCUAGCAUUACAAACAAAUCAAAUACAGUAUGUAUUUUUGGCAAACCUGGCUGCCAGGAAUAAAUACGGAUACGGUAGAUUGAGCCCAACAAAUAAGACCGGUGGCUUCCUUCGUUGUGAACACACACAACUUUGUAGGAUUGUUUUAUUUUGGAACGCUAACACAAUAAUAUCCACAGAAUGUAGGAACAGAGGAAGACCGGACUGAAGUUGCUGGAACGUAACCACGGACAUACACAAACAUUGUGGAGUGACUACUUUCAGUCUGCUGCAGCAAAACCUACAAGUAUUCUGCUUUGUGCAUGACCGCAAUGUUUUCAACUAGGGCUUCACGAUUUAUUGGAAAAGAAAUAUAGAUUUCGCAACAUUGAAUAUUGUAUUAUAUUCAUUUUUUCCCCCCAAUUCAUGGUUGAUGUUUAGAUGUACGAACAGUAUUGCUCUUAGAGUAAACAUCAGCUUGUCAAUGUGAUUUACUCCCUCUUCACUGUACUCCACUCUGGAUAUCAUCUCUCAACACGCAGCUCUUGCCGGAAUAGAUUUUCAUUUGACCUUGCCCUCAAAUGAAGAUAAACUCCCUCAAUCUGCCGAUAAAUUCUAACUGCAUUUGCCAGAUUCGGAGCUGUCGUAAAUCACCGUUGUUUCUUUUUUGAGGUCAACUUGGAGCGGCUUCCUUGAGCCUGCCUAGGAAAAGAUGUUUGAUGAUUAUUUGACAGGCAUAACUCACUAAUUUGACACACAGGUGAUGUUAAAGUGUACCACAUUGGUUUGACAAGUUGGAAAAUUAUUGGAACUUAUAAAUGUUGGACAGAACCAAACGCUUGAAAACCUGUGACAUAUCGACUACCCCAAAACGUCUAUAUGUACAUUUUGUGUAUAUAUAUAUAUAUAUGUAUAUAUAUGUUCUAAUAUUUGAAAAGGAUGAAUGGUUACAAAAAAUGCUAGCAAUAUCUAUUUUUAAAGUGAAGAUGAUUCCCAAUUUAGUAUUGAAACAAUCGAUACGCAAUUUGCUUUCACGGGCCACAUUAAAUGCUGUAGUGGGCCGUAUCUGGCCCCAGGGCCUUGACUUGGACACCCAUUGUCACAUCCUAUAAAUAUUAUAGUAAUACAGUACAGUAUUUACGAUAAAAAAAAAAACAGGUUGUGCGUUUAUAUUUACGGGUUUUAGUAUGCAAUUUAUGAUGCAAUACAGUGCUGUUAUUCUCGAUUAAAAAAAAUGUUUUAUGGA
Molecule: messenger RNA, 2417 nt
Organism: Syngnathus typhle (broad-nosed pipefish)
Lineage: Eukaryota; Metazoa; Chordata; Actinopteri; Syngnathiformes; Syngnathidae
Gene: rlig1
Product: RNA 5'-phosphate and 3'-OH ligase 1
Exons: 7
Coding region: 146-1126 (326 amino acids)
Biological process (GO): response to reactive oxygen species
Molecular function (GO): RNA ligase (ATP) activity
Source: RefSeq, a predicted model, not a curated record